AUGGCUACCCCUAGUGUCCUCGCUUUUCACGCUGAGGGUCGGGCCAUUGACUUUGAGGUCUGGGUAGAUGACCUGCAGCUGUUCUUACAGUGCGAUAGGGCAAACGGCCUCUCUCUCUUUGACCUUACCUCUGGCGCUUCCCCUGCUCCUGCUGCUGAUGCUGACCCUACUGUUCGCUCCCAGUGGGCUACGCGCGAUGCUGCUGCACGUCUUGCAGUGCGUCGCCACCUCCCUACCUCUGAGCGUGCGCACUUUAGUCAGUACAAGAGUGCUCGGACCUUGUAUGACGCUGUAUUUGCGCGCUACUCCUCCCCUGCCACUGCUGCACUGACCCGCCUCAUGCUACCCUUCCUCUUCCCUGACCUUGCCGCCUUUCCCACAGUCGCUGAUCUCAUUACGCACCUCCGCACUAGUGACACCCGCUACCGCGCUGUGCUUCCUGCUGACUUCUACGCCAAGAACCCCCCUCCCAUGUACAUCACUCUCUACUUUCUAGUCACCCGCCUCCCCGACUCCCUUCGUGUAGUCCGGGACCACUUCCUUGCGGUCUGUCCCACCACUCUCACAGUCGACAGCCUAGAGAAGGCCCUCCUAGCGGCGGAGAAGAGCAUCGUCGCUGUAGGAGCCUCUCGAGGUGACCCCCGCGCCCCCAUCUUUGAGGGGUGUUCUCCUUCCCCUCUCUUGCCCUCUGUCGCCUCUGCCGCUACGGCCGACCUCGUUGGUCUUGAGUCGGUCGGUGCGGCGUCUGCCCCUAGCGGGAGACGCCGCCCUGGCAAGGGCAAGGGGGGCAAGGGAGCGGGUGGGGCCAGCGGGGGCGGUGGCGGUGGAGGUGGAGGCGGCAGAGGGAGUGGGGGUGGCGGUGGAGGAGGUGGCGGGGGUGGGGGUGCUAGUGGCAGCAGUGGUGGCGGAGGCGGCGUCGGCGGCGGCGAAACUGGCGGGGGUGGCGGCGGUGGCGGAGGUGGAGGAGGUGGAGGUGGAGGUGGAGGUGGUGGAGGUGGUCGGAGUGGCACUUCUCAGCGGAGCGGCACUGGGGGUGGUCAGCGCCAGCAGCAGCAGCAGCAGCAGCGUUCUCGCGACCUCCCCACCCCUCAGCAGCUUCGUAAGUGGGCUGGCGUACCUAUCUUUGAUCUUGACUUUGAUGCUAUCCUUGCUGCCAUGUAUGCUGUGACUAUUAGUGAUGAGGGUGACUGUUACCGGUGUUUUCCACCCGACCCGGGCAUUGAGACUGCUGCUCUAGGUACUGGUGAGGCUGCUGCCCUAGGUGCUUGCGACGCUGCUGCUCUGGGUGCUAGUGUGUCUGCGUCCCCAGGUACUGGUGAGUCUGCGCUCUCAGGUACUACGUCGGCUUCGGCCUCUCACACCUUCACCCUUGACUCUGGGGCAUCUCGCUCCUUCUUUCGAGAUCGCACCACACUCACGCCGCUUAGUCGGCCGGUUGCGGUUUCCCUGGCUGACCCCUCAGGGGGUCCUGUCCUGUCUUGCUUCUCCACUGUCCUCCCGUGUCCGGCGGCUCCCUCUGGCACCCUGUCUGGUCUCUACCUCCCCUCGUUCUCCACGAACUUUGUGAGUGGUGCUGACCUACAGGAUGCUGGAGUCCACCAGUUCACCCCUGCUCGUCAGCGGGUGACGCACUGCACAGAGGCUAGCACAGGUGUUUUCUGCAGCGUCCAGGGGCGCCAGCGUGCUGCCCCUCACUCCUCCCAGUUUCCUCCGACUGAGGCCCCGUUGCAGACGCUUCACAUGGACGUGUGGGGCCCCGUCCGCAUCCGUGGACAGGAGCGCCGCAUUGGCAUGGUCAUGGACGUCGCUCGUACGUCUAUGAUGCAUGCGGCUGCCCCCCAUUUUCUGUGGCCGUUUGCGGUGAGGCACGCGGCGCACUUGAUCAACCUUCACCCGAGGGUCUCGAGGCCGAAAACCUCCCCAGCCCUGCUGUGGACGGGGAAGGUUGGCGAUGCGUCGGCGUUCCGGGUCUGGGGAUCUCGGGCGUUUGUCCGCGACUUGUCUGCGGACAAGUUGUCCCCUCGUGCUGCUCCCUGCGUCUUCUUGGGGUUCCCCUCCGACGCCCCUGGGUGGCAGUUCUACCACCCCACCUCUCGCCGUGUUCUGUCCUCCCAGGACGUCACGUUCGACGAGUCGGUACCCUACUACCGCCUCUUCCCCUACCGCACUCCUUCCCUCCCCCCACCCCCGCUCUUCUUGGUACCAGGUCCCCCCCCGGUAGACCCCCUCCCCCCUCAGGGUCCUGCCCCUUCAGAUGUGUCCCACGAAGACGCGGUCGAGCCUGUCGAGGUCACUAGUGACUCUGGUGCUGCUGCGGGUUCUGAGCCUAGGGGUGCUGAGACUAAGCGUACUGUGCCUAGGGGUGCUAAGACUGGGGGUGCUGAGCGUGGGGGUGCGGAGCCUGGGGGUGCUGAGCCUAGGGGUGCUGAGCCUGGGGGUGCUGAGCUUGGGAGUGCUGAGCCUGGGGGUGCUGAGCCUGGGGGUGCUGAGCCUGGAGGUGCUACGCCUGGAGGUGCUUUGCCUGGGGGUGCUGAGCCUGGAGGUUCUUCGCCUGGAGGUUCGCCGGGUGCUUCGUCUCGCCGAGAGCCACUCUCCCCACAAGAGCUGCGUGAGUGGUUUGCCCGGCGCUGGAGGCGUACUGCUGGUGCUGGAGGUUCUUCGACUGCUAAGGGUGCUGCUGUCGCGGGUCCCGGAGGUGCUCGUACUGGGAGUACUGGAGCUGCUGGGCCUGCGGGUUCGACUGGAGCUGGUGCUGCUGAGGGUGUUGGCGCUAUGACUAACACUGGCGGUCCUGCUGGCGGUGCUUCUGGUGCUGCUGGGGGUUCCGGAGCUGCUGGGGGUGCUGCUGGAGGUGCUACUGGAGCGGGUGCUCCUGCUGGGGGGACUGGUGCUGUCCCUGCUGUGUAUGGCGUCGCCGCGCGGCCUCGACCGUACUUCGUUCCGCUCCUGCAGCAGGUUCUUGGUCUUCCACCUUCUACUGGCUCUCCUCCUCUCUUAGAGGGUCCACAGCCUGUCCCGUCCCAGUCACAGCUACAGCCUGCCUCCCCCUUACCUGCUCCUUCUCCCUACGCUGGUCCUACUGGAGGUCUUACUGAGCGUCGUGAGCCUGCGUCUCGUCCUGCGUCGCCUAUUCGUCCUGCACGCACUAGUGGUCGCAGUUCGCGUCAGCGUCCUCCUCCUGUCCCUGGCACGCACCGGAUGUCGCUGCGUCCGUCUACUGCUCCUCUACGUGGCCCGUUACCUUCUCCUCCUGAGUCCUCUCUUCUUGCUCUUGCCGACCGGGAGUCGGACUCUCUUCGUGCUGCCAGUCCUACUGUCAUGCGUUUCCUUGCUAGUGUCAUCACUGACCCUUCUUUCGAGUCUUCUGCUGCGUCUGCCCUCGUUACUGAGCUCGUCGACUUUGCUGCUCGCUGUCACCUAGACUACGCUGCUAGUCUUGUCGCAGAGUCUGAGUCUGUCUUUCCUCCGCCCGUCGGGGGUGAGUGUGCCCUUGGCACGGACGUUCUCGAGGACAGGCAAGAGGAGUUCCAGUGCCUGGCAGCCGCUUCACCGCAUCUCUUGUCCGAACUGCUUACCCCUGAGGGAGACCCGGAUGCACUUGACAUCCCGACUCCGCGCUCUUACGCGGAGGCGAUAGAGGGUCCCUACUCCUAUCAGUGGCAGGCAGCUUUGGAUGCAGAGAUGGCUUCCUGGAAGUCCACAGGCACCUACGUUGACGCUGUCCCCCCUUCUGGGGCGAACAUCGUCAGUGGCAUGUGGAUCUUCAGGGUGAAGCGGCCGCCGGGUUCUCCGCCUGUCUUCAAGGCGCGUUACGUGGCUCGUGGCUUCAGUCAGCGGCACGGGGUUGACUACUUUCAGACCUUCUCCCCCACCCCGAAGAUCACCACUCUUCGGGUACUGCUGCACGUUGCUGCUCACCGUGACUACGAGCUGCACUCUCUCGACUUCAGCACUGCCUUCUUGCAGGGCAGCCUGCACGAGGAGAUCUGGCUGCGCCGCCCACCUGGCUUCACUGGGUCUUUCCCUCCUGGUACCCAGUGGAGUCUCCGGCGUCCAGUUUACGGUCUCCGCUAG
Messenger RNA from Closterium sp. NIES-65, 4074 nucleotides. Lineage: Eukaryota; Viridiplantae; Streptophyta; Zygnematophyceae; Desmidiales; Closteriaceae. The record is from the annotation of a GenBank genome assembly.